This is a messenger RNA of Patiria miniata (bat star), 1998 nucleotides long. RefSeq names its product presenilins-associated rhomboid-like protein, mitochondrial (gene parl). NCBI's taxonomy places the organism in Eukaryota, Metazoa, Echinodermata, Asteroidea, Valvatida, Asterinidae. The record is from RefSeq and is a predicted model, not a curated record. The transcript has 9 exons. Gene Ontology annotation, molecular function: serine-type endopeptidase activity. Bases 150 to 1214 code for a protein of 354 amino acids. Gene Ontology annotation, cellular component: membrane.
UCACCCUUGAAAAACUGAAGCAGACGACACGAACUGUUGCUGAUGAAAUCCUAUUCCUAAUCCUAGCUUUUAAAGAUUUUCUCUUUUAUUAACGAACGUCAUCCUUUUCCCUGAUACAUUCAAUUUUCAGAGCAUUCAGAAACACAAGUAUGAUGUCUACAUCUUCUAUGUUUAGGGUUUUACUGAGGAAAAGCUGUGGAAAAUGCGGAUCUUUUCAAGUUCAGCCAUGUCGAUACUUCAAGAGGGAUACAGGCGACGGGGCAAGAAUGGUUAAAAACGUAAAACCAGCUAAAGCAAAGAAGAUAGUCGAUGCCAAAUUUGAGAAGGGAAGCUUGGAGAAGUUUGAAGUUCGCUACGAUUCCAACGAUGUCAAAGUGCCAUACAGGACACUCGUUAAGCCAUUUGCCUUUGCUUGCAUGUUCACAGGUUGUAGUUUUGCUGGGGCAGCCAUCUGGCAGUAUGAAGGCAUGCGGGCUAAGGUCCUGGAGAAGUUCACCAGUCAGAUAGGAAGGUAUCAGAGGUACCCUGCUAAGGCUGGCGAAUUCAGACAAAAGAUCAACCAGUGGUUCCAGAGCUUAUCAGGCACAGAGAAGGUGACGCUAGGAAUCAUAGCCGCCAACAUUGCCGUCUUUGCCUGCUGGAGGAUACCCAGCAUGCAGUUCUUCAUGAUCAAGUGGUUCAGCGCCAGCCCUGCCUCAAGUGCCUUAUGUUUACCGAUGGUACUGUCCACAUUUAGUCAGUAUUCCUUCUGGCAUCUAGCUAUCAACAUGUACGUCCUGUGGAGCUUUGCACCAAGUAUAGGCAUCACACUCGGCAAGGAACAGUUCAUAGCCAUGUACCUCAGCUCAGGUGUAUGGGCAUCAUUUGCCAGCUAUGUGCUGAAAGUAGCAACCUGCAAAUACCACCCGUCCUUGGGAGCAUCUGGUGCCAUCAUGGCUGUGUUGGGAGCAGUGUGCACCCAGUUCCCAGACUCCAGGCUAGCUAUCGUCUUCCUACCAUUCUUCACAUUCUCAGCAGGGAUAGCUCUGAAAUUCUUGAUAGGUUUAGAGUCGGCAGGUGUCGUGCUAGGCUGGCAGUUCUUUGACCAUGCAGCUCAUUUAGCGGGUCUUCUAACCGGAUGUUACUAUGUGACGUACGGCCACAAGCACAUCUGGCAGAAUCGGGAACCAGUCAUGAAACUGUGGCACAAGUACAGGGGACCAAGCGAGGCUUGAACACCAACCAGACAUGCUCAGGUCUAAAAGCACAAAGGGACGUUAGAAAGACUGUACGGCCCAUCCAAAAUGAACUUUGCUGCGAUUUAGCCUACUCUCCAACAGAGUCUGUUUAUGUGUACCCUCAACAGUAAGGCCAUACUCGGUAGAUAAAGAUACACAGUUGACUGUAUUUGCAUUCAAGUCUGGAAGAGGGUUGCAAAGAUAACUCCCCGGAAAAAAAACCAAUUUUUUUUUAGGAAGAAAAUGUAAAAAUUGCUUCCUGUUCUAAAUAAUUCAAUAUUGCUCUUCGGAUGGAGAAAAACCUUAUUCGCGUUUUUUGGUUGUUGAAACAUCACCAGUAAUAGCCAAUUUGCAAGGGUACUUGUUUCAUAUAAAUAAAAAUGUUUCAUAUAAUAGGCACUUAAUAAUUUGAACUGUAAAUGUAUAUUUUAUUCACACAACACACACCAUUCUAAUGUAAUUAUUCUGUACAAACAAGGUGAUUGCAAUAUUGCAGCAGAAAUAUACAAAUUUAAAUAAUUGAAGAAUUCAAUUUUUUUUUAAUUGUUUGGUAUCUCUACUUUACUUUCAAGGUAAAUAUUGUUUUAAAGCAAGACUAAAUUAUUUUAACAUACACACAAAUCUGCCAACAGGAAUUUAUAACAAAAAAAGUUCUGAGCUGAUGAGAUCAGUGUAGAUCAAAUGAGGACAAUGUUAAAAGUUUUCCAUUUCCCCCAAAUUUGAUUGGUGAUGUUGUGCAGUUUUGUGUUAGUAGGUUACAGGACAUUAUAUACUCUGAAAA